Messenger RNA from Leptonychotes weddellii (Weddell seal), 4935 nucleotides. It is a transcript of the gene AMIGO1, whose product is annotated as adhesion molecule with Ig like domain 1. Gene Ontology annotation, biological process: brain development. NCBI's taxonomy places the organism in Eukaryota, Metazoa, Chordata, Mammalia, Carnivora, Phocidae. Gene Ontology annotation, cellular component: membrane. The record is from RefSeq and is a predicted model, not a curated record. Gene Ontology annotation, molecular function: protein binding.
GCGACAGGCCGGCCAGUGAGGCGCCGCUUGGGGGAGGCCGCGACGGAGCUCCCGGACCCGCCAUGGGCUGAGACACGUCCUUGCCGAGCAGCCUGGGGUGAAAGUGACCCUUCCUUAUCCCACCAGAACAUGCCCGGGUGACUCUCUCCCCGAUCUUCCUGGUGGCCUUCCUCGCCCUUCCCAGUGACACUAUGCAACCCCAGCGCGACCCGGGAGGCCUCGGGCUCCUGCUGCUGUCCUGGAGCCUGCUCCUCUUCGAGGCGGCCAGGGCCGGCCGGCCGGCGGUUAGCUGUCCUGCUGCCUGCCUGUGCGCCAGCAACAUCCUCAGCUGCUCCAAGCAGCAGCUGCCCAACGUGCCGCACUCCUUGCCCAGCUACACGGCGCUGCUCGACCUCAGCCACAACAACCUGAGCCGCCUGCGGGCCGAGUGGACCCCCACGCGCCUGAUCCACCUGCAGUCCCUGCUGCUGAGCCACAACCACCUGAACUUCAUCUCCUCCGAGGCCUUUUCCCCCGUACCCAACCUGCGCUACCUGGACCUUUCCUCCAACCAGCUGCGCACACUGGACGAGUUCCUGUUCAGUGAACUGCAGGCCCUGGAAGUCCUACUGCUCUACAACAACCACAUCGUGGCAGUGGACCGCUGCGCCUUCGACGACAUGGCCCAGCUGCAGAAACUCUACCUGAGCCAGAACCAGAUUUCCCGCUUCCCUCUGGAACUGGUCAAGGAAGGAGCCAAGCUCCCCAAACUCACCCUCCUGGAUCUCUCGUCCAACAAGCUCAAGAACUUACCGCUGCCCGACCUGCAGAAGCUGCCCGCGUGGAUCAAGAACGGGCUGUACCUCCAUAACAACCCCCUGCACUGCGACUGUGAGCUCUACCAGCUCUUCUCACACUGGCAGCACCGGCAGCUGAGCUCCGUGACGGACUUCCAGGAGGACCUGUAUUGCGUGAGCUCCAAGAAGCUGCUCAACGUCUUCAACCUGAGCUUCCUCAACUGCAGCGAGUACAAGGAGCGUGCCUGGGAAGCCCACCUGGGGGACACCUUGACCAUCAAGUGUGACACCAAGCAGCAGGGGAUGACCAAGGUGUGGGUGACGCCAAGCAAUGAGCGGGUGCUGGAUGAGCUGGCCAACGGCACGGUGACGGUGUCCAAGGACGGCAGUCUUCAUUUCCGGCAGGUGCGGGUUGAGGAUGGGGGCGUGUAUACCUGCCACGCCACGGGGGACGCUUUCAACGAGACGCUGUCUGUGGAGUUGAAAGUGUAUAAUUUCACCCUGCACGGCCACCAUGACACCCUCAACACGGCCUACACCACCCUCGUGGGCUGCAUCCUCAGCGUGGUCCUGGUCCUCAUAUACCUGUACCUUACCCCUUGCCGAUGCUGGUGCCGGGGUGUCGAGAAACCGUCCAGCCAUCAAGGAGACAGCCUCAGCUCUUCCAUGCUUAGCACCACCCCCAACCACGAUCCUAUGGCUGGUGGGGACAAGGACGAUGGUUUUGACCGGCGGGUGGCCUUCCUGGAACCUGGUGGUCCUGGGCAGGGUCAAAACGGCAAGCUCAAGCCAGGCAACACCCUGCCAGUGCCCGAGGCAACCGGCAAGGGCCAGCGGAGGAUGUCGGAUCCGGAAUCGGUCAGCUCGGUCUUCUCUGAUACACCCAUUGUGGUGUGAGCAGGAUGGGUUGGUGGGGAGAUUCUGCCCCAGGAGAGGUAAUGCACCCCCUGAAGGAUAUGAGGGCAUGGAAGAGCGGGCUGGCUGCCCAAGGGAGUGGGUUCCUCCUGACCUCAAGGGAAUUGGUCACGGGUACAGUAGCUGGCUCGACCUCAACCAGGGUGUGGCUGCCACGACUUUCAAAUAGGGAUAUAUUAAUCCUCAGGCAAGUGCUACACCCCUACCCAAAGCCCUGGGAAUUCUCCAUGUGGUAGAGGAAAAGGAGCAUGUCUGAAUUGGGUGGGAAUGAGGAAGGGGUGGGGGGAAGAGCAGAUUCCCUAAACUUUUUCGAGGUCAUCCUUAGCUCCUUAAGAGAAAAUCAUUCGGGGGAAAAAAAAAAUUUUUUUUUUUUCUAUCUCUGCCCACCCACACCUGUGAUGUUGUGUGUGUUGGGGGGCGGAUCUUCCACAGGAGCCACACUGGGGAAGAGCUGUAGCAUCUUCUUUGGCCAGGAAGUCACACUUCACAGCUGGGGAAAUUGGAAACCUUGGGAAAAAGGAGUCAGGAAAAGGCUGAGACCUCGAUAACGCUCCCUAAAGCUGUUGUGAUUUCCCACUAAAUGCGUCUCUUUGCCAAUGAGUCCUGGGUGGACAGAUCUUUGCAGGAGUCUGGCCUGUCGCCUGUCAGAUAUAGCGACAAUGAGAGAUGCGGUACCUGUGCCAGGCCCUGGAAUCAGUGGCACAGAGGGAUACAGCAUGAACUGAGGGGGUCUGUGUCACGGGACGGGUGCCGGCACAAAACUCAUAGAUGGCGGAUAAACUCCAGAUGCGCUGAUUGUCUGGUUGGUGAAACCCUUGGGUAGCACUUGGUUCCCAGUACCUGUGUGUCAGACCAGGGUGGGGGCUGCUGAAAGCAGAGCUUUUAUGCAUGCCUGCCACAACCUGGGAUGGGGGGCCGCUUCAACACGAGGAGGAGGAGGAGGAGGAGGAGGAGGGUAAAUCAGCCUCUGUAAUGUAGCAUCCAGCUGGACCUACCUGACUGCCUGAUGCCAUCUCUUCCCUCAGGCUUCUUAGCAAGCUCGGGUGGGAUUGAGUUUUCCCUAAUAUGCUGCUCUGCAAAUGGAGGAAUCCUGGAGAGUCUGGCCCCAGCUGCGUUACAUUGGGCUUGGGGAUGGAGGGGACCGGUUAUGUGUCUUCUCUAUGUUGACACCCUGCUGCAAAGCCAACGCAUGGGAUUUCAUCAUCCAAGGGGUUGGAAUUGGGUGGUCUCUCUCCCAGAAUGGCAAGUUGGAGUGCGGCUUAGAGCCCUGCCCCUCUCCACAAGGUUCCAGGCAGUCCUGUUAACAGAGACCCUGGCAGUAAACUUUCAGAAGGAAAGUUCUGCCGCCGCCAUCCCUCUCAGCCAGAGGUCGGUGCAGUUGUGACAGUCAGACCAGAGGAACUUAAGAGCGGGCCCAACAUUCCAUUCCAUCCAGGGAUGCAGAAUAUUUUGGGUAUGGAGAUAACUGCACCCUUUGACUAUCCUGCAGGCCCCGGGAGAUGAGUGCUCCGAGCUUUGGCAAGGGGAUGAGCAGGGCAAAGGUGAAAAUGUUCUCUGACGUUGGUCUUUUUCAGUGUCUCCCCUUCUCCCAACCAAGCUCCCUGUCCAUUGGACGUUCUCCAGAUCUUCUAGUUUUCUAACCUGCUCUUUAGGUUCCAAGAGGUAUGUCCUCUACCUGCGGGUAAGGGCUGCUUGCUAGGAGGGCCUGACUCCUGCUGCCUGUUAAGAUUGGGAAAGGGGACUGGAACUCAACAUCUUCCCUUGUCUGUUCCUGGGAUGUCAAGACUGCUGUCCAUCCUUUCUUAGUAACCUAGUUUGUCGAGAGAGGUGCAGCGUUUCCCUCAAGUACUUGCAUGCUCCUAGGUAUGCAUGCUUCCAAGUGUGCAUGCACACUAGCGCCUUGACUUCCCUCGGGACAGUGAUUCUGUAGUCCCCACUAAUGUCCCUGGUUCACAGUGGGUUCAACCUAUGUGCCCAACUUCAUGCACACAGCUACCUUGCCCCAGGGGAGAGACAGUGACCACGCCAGGCUCCCCAGAUACAAACACUUGUACUUUUCAUUUCUGAACUCCCUGAAGCUUUUCCCGCAUCUCCGUGGCACUGGGUAACUUCUCUGCAAAGACUAGAGUUAGGAGAACCGCAGGUUGGCAACCUGGGGAGAAGGGAUGAUGAGGAGCUGGCUGGUUCUUCACACCCCUCAGAAACCUUCUUGGAUUAAAGACAAUAUAUAUGAGAAAUAAAUGUAGAACUAGGUCAGUGAUGGACCCAGAAGGAAACAGGCAGGGGAACAAGCAGCAAUAAGUUGUUCUUCUUGUGUUAACUGUCCUGGAAAGACAGGGGUAUGAAGGAAAAGUUGUCUUUUAUAUUCCAGAGACGUCUGAGGAUUUUGUUACUGGAGCCAUAGUGACCAGGCCAUCCUCCUCAGACUUAUUAAGGAACCGGGGGAAAUCUCAUCUCCACGCUGCAGUUUCCCACUGGGCACUACCUAGGGCUCUGAAAAUCUUUAGGAUAAAUGUCAAAUGAAGUUGGCCUUCUGGAGCAUUCUGAGCUCCUGAGGACUAGGAGGGCCAUUUUCUUCAGAAGUCCUACCCAGUUUAAGGAAUAAGAAAAGACCCUGAGGCCCUAUGUCUCCCUACUAUAUCCACUAGGUAGGCCCCUCGUUUGAAAGACUGGUAGAUGUGUCUGGCUGCCCCACCAGGAGAGUGAACUGAUUAGCCUCUUCCCGUCGUUUCAGUUGAUAGAACCCAAAGGUAGCUUUCUACUUGGGCGAUUAGGUACUCAGCAUAUAUAAGCUCACUAGAACCUUGUGUUGGAAACUGCCAGGUCUGAUAAUAAGAAAAAGCUGAGAAAUCCCUCCCUCCCUUCCCCCCAUCCUGAACCCAUAAACCAGACAUAUCUCCCAGGAAGCAGGUGUCCCUGGAGACAGAAUAUGACAGGGCUCUACAAUCUGUCUAUGUGAUUAUUUGUGAUCUUUUUUUCUUUGCCUGUAUUUAUGGGGCUCCUAGGAAGGGGCCACAAGAGGGGACAGCCCAGCUGGGGACAGUAAAGCUGACUGAUUCCCAUUUUCUGUGUGUUCUUACCUCUGUACUUCUUGUCGCCCUGCUGGCGAAGCAAGCAGGCCUCCCUGUGUCCAGGACCCCAUCCCUCCCACUUAUGUACACCCAGGCUGGCAAACCUUGGAGCCUUUGAGCUCUGAAAACUAGACUAUGAUCAUUAAACCUGGCUUGAGUCUCUGUUCUGGCAA